GUGUGUCUCAGUAAGCAGAUCUCCGAGGAUCACUGAAGACAUCGUCUGUGGGCUGAACAGAGGGAUGACUGGAGCUGAUUUCACAAAAACUGAAAACUCAGCUGACCCCUGACCCCAGACGAUACACACUUCUGCUGCCAGUGUGUGUGUGUGUCUGUUCUCAGUCAUGGAUCCGGAUGAGGCGUCUCCUCUGCGCCGCUUCGUCAUUGCAAAGCGAUCGAUCAGCUCCAUCUUUGAUCAGCUGCUGGACUUUGUGAAGGAUGGCUCCGCCUUCAUGGAUGAGGUGUGGCGCAGUGACGACCUGGGUCAGCUGGUGGUGGAGGAGCAGAACCUGGAGCUGCAGAGCUGCACCACCAAACUGACCAACAUCAGAGACGUUCUGCUCCGCAGACACAUGAAAGUGGCCUUCUUUGGCAGGACGAGUAACGGGAAGAGCACCGUGAUCAACGCCAUGCUGAGAGAGCACGUAUUGCCCAGCGGCAUCGGCCACACCACAAACUGCUUCCUGUCUGUUGAAGGAACGGACAGAGACGAGGCCUUUCUGACCACUGAGGCGUCGGACGAGAGGCGGAGCAUAACUACGGUCAACCAGCUGUCUCAUGCCCUCCACAUGGACCCAGCCCUGGACUCUGGCAGUCUGGUCAAAGUUUUCUGGCCGAAGAGUUGCUGUGCACUGCUGAGAAAUGACCUGGUGCUCAUGGACAGCCCAGGGACAGAUGUCACUCUGGAGCUGGACAGCUGGAUCGAUAAGUUCUGCCUGGAUGCAGACGUCUUCGUUCUGGUGGGAAACGCAGAGUCGACGCUGAUGAACACGGAAAAACUUUUCUUCCACAAAGUCAGUGAGAGAAUAUCCAAACCAAACAUUUUCAUCCUUCACAACCGCUGGGACGCCUCUGUGACGGAGCCUGACUACAUCGAGGAGGUGAGGAAGCAGCACCUGGACCGCGGCGUGAACUUCCUGUCUGAAGAGCUGAAGGUGGUCAGUGAGGAGGAAGCUGCAGGGAGGAUCUUCUUCAUCUCAGCCAGGGAAGUUCUGAGCUGCAGGAUGCGACGAGUGCAGGGCGUGCCAGAGAUGGGUGAGACAGGUGGUGGCCAUGCUGAAGGUUUCCAAGAGAGGCUCAGAGAAUUCCAGAAGUUUGAGAGGGCAUUUGAGGAGUUCAUAUCUCAGUCGGCAGUCCGGACAAAAUUCGGGCAGCACACGAUGAGAGCAUGGGACAUCACUCAGACCAUUACAGCAGUGAUGGAUGCUGUCAACAUUGCCUCUGCUGAUAGAAAGAUCUGCUUCCUGGAGUUUCGUGAGGAGCAGCGGGACCGGCUGGAGUUCGUUCGAGGACAGAUGAACAAUCUGACUGACAGUGUCAAAGCGAAGAUCAGGACUCUGACUGAUGAUGUCUCUGCAAAGGUGACCUUGGUGCUGUCGGAUCAGAUCCGCUCUCUUCCUGUUCUGGUGGAGGAGUUCAGAGCCGACUUCAAACCAACUGCAGAAACUCUGCAUAUCUACAAAAGCAAGCUGGUUCAGCACGUGGAGGAGCGGCUGAUCGGAGGUUUGUCUCACCGAUGCUCCACCGUCGUCCUCAGAGACAUCAGGGAAGCGCAGAGACACAUGUUAGACAGCAUCCGUCCUCUGCUGUCUCCGGCUGCCCAACUUUCUGUUCCAGCCACCUGCUUUGAUCUGACCUAUGACCUUAGACUCGCAGCAGUCUGCGCAGACUUCAGGGAGAACAUUGAAUUUCAGUUCUCUCUGGGCUGGACCUCCCUUGUCACCCGCUUCAUUGGAGCCGCCAAUGCCCGCCGGACACUGACCGGCCCAGAUGCUGGAUCACAGGAAAGCCCCAGCUUCAAGGACGAGAUGGUGGUUAACAUAGCAACAGGCCUGGUGUCUGUCACCUCUCGGGCCUCAAUGACGGUGUUGGUGGUUGGUGGAGUGGUGUGGCGUUCAGUGGGCUGGCGGAUCAUUGCUCUCUCCCUCUCCCUUUACGGCCUCCUGUACCUGUACGAGAAACUGACCUGGACAGAUGCCAGCAGGGAGCGUGUUUUGAAGCAGCAGUUUGUGCAGCAUGCAUCCCACCGCCUGAGAACUGUUAUUCCUGUCACCAGCCACGCCUGCAGCCAGCAGGUUUUGAAGGAGCUGUCAUCGACGUAUGGUCGCAUGGUCCAGAGAGUCGACCUGAGUGAAGCUGAGCUGGAGGGAAACAUCCAGCAGCUCAGCUUCAAGAUACAGAGGCUGGAGAACAUCCAGAGGAAGUCCAAGGCCUUCAGGAACAGAGCGGCAGAGCUGGAGGCUCAGCUGGAGGCCUUUUCUGCUCAGUAUCUGCAGGGAAACUGAAGAAGAACUGCUGCAGUCCUCUGGGUCGUCAGUGAUGUUACCCUCCAGCCUGUCUACAUGUUUGACUGCUUGUCAUUCAGCAGACAUGUCAGGGACUCAGGACACCAUAUUGGACUUGACACCACACCUGCAGCUAUCAGUUGAUGUGGUACAAGUUGGUCAGCUACAAUGUCAAGGAGCCAUUUAUUUCAUUCAGACUCAAGAUGGACUUCUCCAGAAACAGUCAAGUGUUUCCGUCAAGAGGCUGAAAACACAUUUUUCAGGAUUCUGGAUAGCACCAUUAAUAAUUUGUAAUUUAUUCAUUUAUUCAUAUAUGAAAAACAAACCAAACAGGACGACAAGUUGGUCAGUGAAUCACUGACCAACUUCAUUGUAUUUAGAAAGUACAAGAACAACUUGAAUUUGAUGUGGUAGCACACUCAGAAAAGGUUGUUGUGAGAUUUUGUUUGCCAUUGAGUUACAUCGCCUUCCUUUAUGUCAUCAUGUGUCUCACAAACUCCCAGAAUACACAUCCAAGUCAGUGGCUCCGUCACACUUAUGCGGGUCAGCCAUAAAUGUAGGUUUAAACCGGGAACAGAAGUUGUUUUUGUGCUAGUGUUGUUCAGGUUAAUGAUGCUGAUUUUGUGUGUGUGUGUGUGUGUGUGUGUGUGUGUGUGUGUGUGUGUGUGUGUCUUUGAGAAACAAAAACUCAGUCCUCUGUUUAUGCCAGGCUGCUGGAGUUGUAUCGUCAGCUGUGGUCUAUUCCUCGUAUCGAUGUGAAGAGACACAGAGACAAACCAAACUCUGAAGGUUAAACUGGACUUUUCUUGACGUUACCAAGUGAAAAUAAAUCUUUCAGAUGUGAAUAAUGUCUCUUCUGUUUGUGUUUGUUUUGCAACAUAUUUCAGAAAAAUUGUAACACUUAAGUUUUUACAGUUUUUAACCUCUUCCAUUCCCUCUCGUAGCAUUUAGGUUUUCAACUCUGGAUAAGCUUCUUCGCUCUAAUUCUUCAUGCAACCCUGUCUUAACAGCAUCAGGAUGUUGUCUCAUUUAUGGGGACAGGACUGCAGAACAGGCCAGUCCAGGAGCUAUACCCUCUUUUGCCAUGUCUUUAAGAUCCAUCCAUCCAUCCAUCCAUCCAUCCAUCCAUCCAUCCAUCCAUCCAUCCAUCCAUCCAUCCAUCCAUCCAUCCAUCCAUCUCUGAUCUGGGAUUGGUUGUACAGCAGUGUAAUCAGAGUUAGACCCUCUUGGGUUUUUUUGGUGCUUAUGGGCUUAUAGGAGGGAUGCCUUUUUGGGCAGUUUAGGCACAAAUUGGGUGUUGUUCCAUAUACAGUAAAGAUGAUGAAAUGCUUUAAAACUAUGAAAUUUGCCGGCUAAGGCAUAGAGGCACGGGAUUGGUGUCUUUAGGGACACUUGAUUUGCCAAUUGGGAAGUGUAAGGCCGAUUUGGGGGGCAGUUGGGACUUAGUGCUCCAAUCUGGAAUAUGUAUUUUUAGUCUUUUAGUUUUCUCCAAAAGUCCCAGACAUCCUCAAACAUUCGGUUCCAUGCACCGUCUUUUGGCCAUUUUUGGUAUUUGGCCAGUUGGGAACACAGACUGGGAUUUUGAAAAUGUAUUUCUCUGAAGCUGUGGGUGGAUCAUUGCUGUAGGUCCCUGUUGAAUUGUCAUCAGAAGCAGGGAUUUUUUUGUUGUCCCAGCAUAGCCCAAAUGAUAUUAUUCUGGCUUCUGUUUGAGAGGAGCGAGACAAGAGGUCUUUUAUGGC
Messenger RNA from Cololabis saira (Pacific saury), 4065 nucleotides. Its product is annotated as mitofusin-1-like. Gene Ontology annotation, cellular component: mitochondrial outer membrane. Lineage: Eukaryota; Metazoa; Chordata; Actinopteri; Beloniformes; Belonidae. Gene Ontology annotation, biological process: mitochondrion localization; mitochondrial fusion. Gene Ontology annotation, molecular function: GTPase activity; GTP binding. The record is from RefSeq and is a predicted model, not a curated record. The transcript is spliced from 17 exons. Bases 167 to 2326 code for a protein of 719 amino acids.